This is a messenger RNA of Cornus florida, 3332 nucleotides long. RefSeq names its product DExH-box ATP-dependent RNA helicase DExH1. The transcript has 16 exons. The coding region runs from base 74 to 3163 and encodes 1029 amino acids. Gene Ontology annotation, cellular component: intracellular anatomical structure; nucleus. Gene Ontology annotation, molecular function: ATP binding; RNA binding. NCBI's taxonomy places the organism in Eukaryota, Viridiplantae, Streptophyta, Magnoliopsida, Cornales, Cornaceae. The record is from RefSeq and is a predicted model, not a curated record.
GAGGAUCACAUCCCAGACCCAGUACACGAGAGUACAUAUAAACUUCUCUCUAGUCUGACAGCACUUGUGCUUAAUGUCUCUUCGCCUCUUGGGCACUAGCACUUUGGUGUUCUCAUCUUCCGUGCCAGCGCUAAGGAGGUUCCAUUUUAGUCUGCGCAUCUCAACAAUAGCCAUGUCUCAUCGCCCCAACUUCCAAGGUGGGCGGCGUGGCGGAGGACGAGGCGGCGGCGUAGGACGCGGCAGCGGGCGCCGUGGCGGUGGAGGAGGCGGCGGGCGCCGUGGCGGUGGAGGAGGCGGUGGACGCGGCGAGCAGCGGUGGUGGGAUCCCGUCUGGCGAGCCGAGCGUCUGAGACAAAACGCAGUCGAGAUGGAGGUUCUUGAUGAGAAUGAGUGGUGGGGUAAGAUGGAGCAAAUGAAGACAGGUGGAGAGGAGGAGAUGAUAAUUAAGCGUAAUUACAGCCGCGGAGAUCAGCAAACUUUGUCUGAUAUGGCUUUUGAGCUGGGGCUUUACUUCCAUGCGUACAACAAAGGGAACACACUUGUUGUGAGCAAAGUUCCAUUGCCAAAUUACCGGGCAGACCUUGAUGAACGUCAUGGAUCAACACAAAAAGAGAUACGAAUGUCUACAGAAACUGAAAGAAGAGUUGGGAAUCUAUUGGAUAGUUCACAAGGGACAGUAUCUGAUGAUAAUUUGCCAAGUGCAUCCUCUCAGGGUCCAAAACAAUCUUCUCGUGAUGUCAAUAUAACAAAACCUAUCCCAAUGUUGGAGAAUUGUAAGGAGAGACUUAACACCGAACUGAAACAAAGACAGGAAAGAAUGAAGGCAAGUGAGAGUGUGAAGGCAAUGCAGUCAUUCAGAGAAAAGCUUCCUGCAUUUAAGGUGAAAUUUGAGUUUCUGGAAGCUGUUGCAGCAAAUCAGGUAUUGGUGGUUUCAGGGGAGACAGGUUGUGGCAAAACUACACAGCUCCCUCAGUUCAUUCUAGAGGAGGAGAUAUCAUCUCUACGUGGUUCCAAUUGCAGCAUAAUAUGCACUCAACCCCGUCGUAUAUCUGCCAUCUCUGUUGCAGCUUGGAUAUCCUCAGAAAGGGGAGAGAGUCUUGGUGAAACUGUUGGUUACCAGAUCCGCUUGGAGGCAAAGCGCUCUGCUCAAACACGGCUGUUAUUCUGCACCACAGGAGUAUUACUUCGACAGCUGGUUCAAGAUCCCAAUUUAACUGGAGUUAGCCAUCUGCUAGUCGAUGAAAUCCAUGAAAGAGGCAUGAAUGAGGACUUCCUCUUAAUAAUUUUGCGUGACCUUCUUCCUCGACGUCCAGAUCUCCGUCUUAUUCUAAUGAGUGCUACCAUUAAUGCGGAAUUGUUCUCCAAAUACUUUGGAAAUGCUCCGACCAUUCAUAUCCCGGGACUGCCUUUCCCAGUGGCAGAGUUGUUUCUAGAAGAUGUAUUGGAGAAAACUCGGUACAGUUUAAAAGGAGAGUUUGACAACUUUCAGGGGAAUUCAAGGAGAAGAAGGAGACAACAAGAGUCUAAGAAAGAUCCUUUAACUGAAUUAUUUGAGGACACCGACGUCGAUUCUCACUACAAAAGCUACAGCACAAGUACAAGACAAUCUCUUGAAGCAUGGUCUGGUGCACAGCUUGAUUUGGGUCUGGUUGAAACAACAAUUGAGUACAUUUGUCGCCAUGAAAGUGAUGGAGCUAUUCUUGUAUUCCUCACUGGUUGGGAUGACAUUUCUAAGCUGCUUGACAGAAUUAAAGCAAACAACUUUUUAAGAGAUCCCAGCAAGUUCCUUAUCCUUCCACUUCAUGGCUCAAUGCCUACCAUUAAUCAACGUGAAAUAUUUGAUCGCCCACCAUUGAACGUGAGGAAAAUUGUGCUAGCAACGAACAUUGCAGAGAGUAGUAUAACUAUAGAUGAUGUUGUUUAUGUUAUUGAUUGUGGAAAGGCUAAAGAGACUAGCUAUGAUGCUCUAAAUAAGCUUGCCUGUCUAUUGCCAUCAUGGAUUUCAAGGGCUUCAGCACAUCAGAGACGUGGUCGUGCGGGCCGUGUCCAGCCUGGAGUUUGUUAUAAAUUGUAUCCAAAAUUGAUCCAUGAUGCUAUGCUUCAGUAUCAAUUACCAGAGAUUCUCCGAACACCUUUGCAAGAGUUGUGCCUACAUAUCAAAAGCUUGCAGCUUGGGGCCAUUGGAUUGUUUUUGUCCAAGGCACUUCAGCCUCCAGAUCCUCUUUCUGUUCAAAAUGCCAUUGAGCUUCUCAAGACAAUUGGAUCUCUAGAUGAUUCAGAAGAGCUUACUCCACUUGGUCGCCAUCUAUGCAUGAUCCCUUUGGAUCCAAAUAUUGGAAAGAUGCUUCUCAUGGGUUCCAUCUUUCAAUGUCUUAAUCCAGCCUUAACAAUUGCUUCUGCUCUUGCACAUCGGGACCCAUUUGUCCUUCCAAUAAACAGGAAAGAGGAAGCUGAUGAUGCGAAAAGAUCAUUUGCUGGCGAUUCUUGCAGUGACCACAUAGCGCUUCUGCAAGCAUUUGAAGGUUGGAAGGAUGCAAAACGUAAUGGGAAGGAAAGAGCAUUUUGUUGGGAGAAUUUCUUAUCACCGAUAACCUUGCAGAUGAUGGAGGAUAUGAGAAACCAGUUUUUAGAUCUACUAUCGGACAUUGGCUUUGUAGAUAAAUCGAGGGGUGCCAAUGCUUAUAACCAAUAUAGUAGCGAUUUGGAGAUGGUAUCUGCAAUUCUUUGUGCUGGGCUCUACCCAAACGUUGUGCAAUGCAAAAGAAGAGGAAAGCGAACUGCAUUCUACACUAAAGAAGUUGGGAAAGUUGACAUCCAUCCAGCUUCUGUCAAUGCUGGCAUUCAUCUUUUCCCUCUUCCUUACAUGGUUUAUAGUGAAAAGGUGAAAACUACCAGCAUUUAUGUACGAGAUUCAACAAACAUAUCAGAUUAUGCUCUACUUAUGUUUGGCGGUAAUCUUAUUCCGAGCAAAACUGGAGAGGGUAUUGAAAUGCUUGGAGGAUACCUUCACUUCUCCGCGUCGAACAGUGUUUUGGACUUGAUACGGAAAUUGCGAGGGGAACUUGACAAGCUUCUUAAAAGGAAGAUUGAGGAUCCAGGCCUGGACAUAUCUGUCGAAGGAAAGGGAGUUGUUGCUGCCGUAGUUGAGUUACUACACAGUUAAAACGUACGAUACUAAAUCUAUGUAUUUCUUCUCCGUGAUCUAACACCCGUAGUAUGAGUCCUAACAUUUUUGACUUAUACGUGCGCCUAUAUACUCCUGAGAUAUUGGAUACUUUUCUGUAUUUUGUGUAUGCUGAAUGUCAAAACUUCAAAAUUUUGAGUUCUUUCAA